AGCUAUUGAGCUUUCUCUCUCUCUCUCUCUCCCUCUUUUUCUUUCUCCCUCCCUCCCUCUCUCCCUCCUUCCUUCCCUCCAUCCAGAGCUCCUCCUCUUCCUCCUCCUCCUCUUCUCUUCCCAGCAAAAGAAGCCAGAGCAGCCGGGAGGAAGAAGGGAAGGAGGAAGGGAAGGAAGGAAGGAAGAGGAAGGGCAGAACACCCCUCCCUUUGCACUCUUUCAUUCUCUCUUUUUCAUUCCUUCUCUCCCUUCCCUCCUCCUUUUUCUCCCUUGAUCCCUUCCUUCCUUUUCUCAGCUUGAUUUCUCUCUCUCUCUCCUUUCCCUUGAUCCUUUCCUUCUUUUUCUCCAAUUUAUCUUUCUCCCUUUUCCUUGGAUCCCUUCUUUCCUUCCUUCCUUUUUUUCUGAUUUAUCUCCUUCUCUCCCUUCCCUUGAUCCCUUCUUUCCUUCUUUUUCUCCGAUUUGUCUCUCUUUCUCUCCUUUCCCGUGAUCCUUUCCUCCCUCCCUUCUCUUCCUCCCCUUCCCUUCUCUCUCAUCUUUCCUUCCCUCCUUCCUUUCCAUUCAUUCUUUUCCUUCUCAUCUGUCCUCUCAUUCUUUCUUCAUGCCAUGACCCUUCUCUGUUGCUGCAACCUCUGGCCUUUGCAGGAUGAGGACAACCAAGAAGCUGGGUGACCCCUGACCUUUCACCCUCCAAAACAUGGCUGCCCAGUGACCCUCUGCCCGCCCGCCAUGUCCGACCCAUCGGCCGUCAUCGAGUGGUCAGCCUGCCGCAGCAUCCGCCCCUUCCGCUCAAGCGAGGCCUAUCUGGAGGCCAUGAAGGAGGAUCUGGCUGAGUGGCUCAAUGCCCUCUACGACCUGGAGGUGCGGCCCGAGGGUUUCCUGGAGGCCCUGGAGACUGGCCACGGCCUCUGCCGACACGCCAACCACCUCAACAGGGUGGCUGCCGAGUUCGAGGCACUCCACCCUGAGGUGGCCGCCUCGCUCCGGGUGCCCAGGGCAGAGGUAGUCUUCCAGGCGAGGAAUGUGGCCCCAGGGUCCUUCCUGGCCCGCGACAACAUCUCCAACUUCAUCCGCUGGUGCCGCAAGGAGCUGGGCAUUCCAGAUGUCCUCAUGUUCGAGACUGAGGACCUGGUGCUCAAGAAGAACGAGAAGAACGUGGUGCUCUGUCUCCUGGAGGUUGCGCGGCGGGGCUCCAAGUUUGGAAUGCUGGCCCCAACCCUGGUCCAGAUGGAGGAAGAGAUCGAGAAGGAACAGGAGGAGGCAGAGGAAGAGGAGGAGGCAGAGGAUGAGCACCACCAACGGCAGGAGGAGCCCCUCCCCAGGAGACCCCCGAGGCCCCAACAAAUGGCCCUCGUUCACCUCCGCAACCUCGACGAGCUGGUGCGGGAGAUCCUGGGCCAUUGCAGCUGCCCGUCUCAAUUCCCGAUGGUCAAGGUCUCGGAAGGGAAGUACAAAGUGGGCGACUCCAACGCUCUCAUCUUCGUCCGGGUGCUGCGGAGCCACGUGAUGGUGCGCGUCGGGGGAGGAUGGGAUACACUGGAGCACUACCUGGACAAACACGACCCCUGCCGCUGCAAUGCCUUCGCGCACCGUCUGAACCCGUCGCGGGGCCUUGCUUUCUCCCCACAAAAGAUGGCCACCGCGCCAGGAAGUCCCCAGUCCGGGAGCCCCGUUACGCCGCGAAGGGCCAUCAGAACAACAGGGAAUGAUGGGCCUUGCAGUAAGUCCAGCCCUUUGAAAGGAGCUGCAGCCAAUGGUCAGCAGCGGGACAACAGCAGCCUCAGAUCCUUAAGAGCACGGCGUCUCUCUGGUGACAGUGAUUCCUCAGCUUCCUCCCUCCAGAGUGGGGCCCUUGGGCGCAGGCGCAGCGACGAGGCCAAAAUGGCCGCCAGACGGGUCUCGGAAGGGGCCGUUCUGCAGGUUCGGCCUGGUCCCAAGAGGCAGCCGCUGGACAGCCGAAGCCACUCCAGAGAACGGGGGGCUGUUGUUGCAUCCCGUAAGCCAGAUGCUGAAGAACGUGGCCGGUCUCGGUUGCCCAACGGAGCCCAAAGCCCUCGUCCUCGAGCCCGAAGCCAGGGUCGGUCCAGUGGUGGCCCCGUUUUGCUCAUAAGUCGAGGUAAGGAUGGUCAACACUCAUUGGUCCGAGCCGACGAGCCAAAAGGAGCAUCUGGACGAGCCACUCCUGGGACCAAGAGUCCGGCUGGUUGCAGGAGUCCAGUGCUGACCCAUCGACGGGGCUCUCUCCCAGCGAAUAAAAUGGCUGACUCUGCAACCCGGAGGCAGCGUCAAGGUCCGAAACAGUGCGACAACAUAGGACAAGAAUUGGAGCAACUCACUCGCACUUUCCGGAGUCCGCUCCGCCUUGAUCCGAGCCAGGAGCAACAACUAUAUCGCCGUUUGGAGGAGGAGUUCUUAGCCAACUCGCAAAUGAUGGAGGAGGAAGAGGAAGACGAGCCAGUUGAGUCCCUGAAUCGUCCACGCUUGUUGCAAACAAACACCGCAGACUCCGGCACGGCGGCAGAUUCGGCGUAUUGCUCUUCCAGUUCCUCCUCAUCGUCCCUGAAUUUCUUCUCCAAGUACGGCCUGCAGCCUGAUUCCAAAGACGAGCCCAAGCGGAGGUUGCAGGUGCCGGAUGCUGCAGAUCCCUCAGACGCCUGGGAGAGGAGGAAGCCGGCCUUGUCCAGCUCCUCUGAUGAAAGCAACUCCUACUUGGGCCUCAAUGAACUGGCCGAAGUGGGGGAUGGUUUCUGGCGGGGCAAAGAGAUGGCGACAAUGGCUCUGGAUGGAGAUUUAGGGCCGUCUUCUUCACCGCCUCGUACUAUUGAGGAGGUUGAGGAGGUUGUCGUUCUCCGUCCAAAGUCAUCCCUGAAGAAACCCGAACGCGUGCCUUCCAUCUACAAGCUCAAGCUGCACCCCAUAAUCAGGCCCCGUACUGACUCGCAGCCGGACAAGACACCCUCGAAGAUCCCGACACCCCUCAGCUACAAGGCUGCAAAACCGGCAACAGAGAACACCCCAAAACCAUGGGCUGCCUUCCAUGACAUCUUUUCAGCAGAGCCCGGAGUGGCUGAUGACGAAGGGUCUUGGGCUUGAGGACCAUACAGGCCGCCAUUGUGUCCCAAUGAUGGGGUGAAAGAGACUGCCAUCUUGUCCCAACAAAAAGGGUCCUGAGCUUGAAGACAAAAUGGACGGACAUCUUGUCCCAAUGAUGGGACAACCGUCACGUCCCAACGAAGGGGUCCCGGGAUUAAGGAGGACAAUGGGCCGCCAUCUUGUCCCAAUGAAGGGACAGAACGGGCGGCCGUCUUGUCCCAACAAAGGGUCCUAGGCCUGAGGGCAGAAUGGACUACCAUCUUGUCCCAAAUUCCGCACCUUGAACUAUCUUUUUCCUGCUGCUAUCGCUGCCUUGUUUGCGCAAAAACCCGCUGCUGCUCCGAUACGGAGCUCUUGGGGGGAGGGGGGAGAUGGAAUUAGGGGGUGCCUUCCUUUAAUAUUAUUAUUAUUGUUAUUAUUAAUUUUUGGGGCUGGAGGAUAUGCAUGGCUUCGGCGGUGGCAUGCUUUCAGGGGUAGAGUCCUCAAGCACUGGAGUUUUAAACUGUUUUUUAAGGGUAGUCCGGCACCGCUCCGUUGUGUUGGUUUCAUACUGAUAUAAUGCGGUGCGGAUUUUGGGGUCGACAAUCCACUGUAACCCCUUUUGUUUUGUUAUUUGAUUUGGGUUGACAUGGCUAUCUGUCAUCUGAUCGUGGUUCUGCGCUUCCCAUCCCGUCGAUAUCACAAGCUUUUCGUUGCUCCCAUUAAUAUCAAAUCCCCAUUAGUCCAGAGCGUUUUGGAGAAGUUCAGAUAGUGACUCUUAAUGGUGACUCUUAAGUCUUCCGUAAAGAGAGCUUCAGGGAAGUAUUUUCUUGGGUUUUUUUAGCUAAUAAUUUGGAUGAGACACUCAGUUUUCAGCUAUUUUUUAAGCAAACCAUUCCGAGGAGAGGCUCGCGUUCGUCUUAUUUUUUAGUGGAUCAUUCAAAGGAAAGUCUCGUGUUUCUCGUAUUUUUUAGCGGAUCAUUCAAAUGAGAGGCUCACUUUUCUGCUAUUUUUAAAGCAAAUCAUUCAGAGGAGAGGCUCGCGUUGGCCUUAUAUUUUAGCGGAUCAUUCGGAGGAAAGUUGUUUCUCGUAUUUUUAACGGAUCAUGCGGAAGAGAGGCUCGUAUUUCUUGGCAUAUUCUUGCCGAAGUCUUGCACAUGAAUCUUUUCUCUUCGGCAAGAAACUUCUUCAGGGACCAGGACUGUUUUGCGCCUCCCUUCUCAUCCUAACGUACUGUAGCUUUGUCUUAAUUAAUCUAUGCAUAUUUAUAAUGAGCUCCGCCUCCCGUCCUGACCCUGACGAAUGUAGCGAAAACUGAACCGAAUCCCGGACAGUAAACAUAGAGCAAACGCA
Anolis sagrei ordinatus is the source of this 4422-nucleotide messenger RNA. It is a transcript of the gene GAS2L1, whose product is annotated as growth arrest specific 2 like 1. Gene Ontology annotation, molecular function: cytoskeletal adaptor activity; microtubule binding; actin filament binding. Gene Ontology annotation, cellular component: stress fiber; cytoplasm; microtubule plus-end. NCBI's taxonomy places the organism in Eukaryota, Metazoa, Chordata, Lepidosauria, Squamata, Anolidae. The record is from RefSeq and is a predicted model, not a curated record. Gene Ontology annotation, biological process: actin crosslink formation; regulation of microtubule polymerization or depolymerization; microtubule bundle formation.